GACAAUGCGACGAAUUGCAUGGGAAGAGCAAGUAGAAUAAAACAGAAGGAUGUUGGAAAGGGGGUGUAAGCUAGUUGAUGCUGUCGGUACUGUGUGUCACGAAUCAGUGUUAUUAACGUAAUGUGACCGUCCAAAUGACUAAAUAAUACGGUUGUACUCCAGUAGACGCCAAGAAGAAUAGAGAAUGCCUGCUACGUGCAACAACAAAGAGAACAUCUCAGUCGUAGCCUGGACUUGAGAUAUCAAUAACCCUGAACACGACAAUCCUGUAACGAUAAACAGUGCAAUCGGUGGCGUCAGUAGAGGCGAAAAUGUCGUGUUCGAACGAUUUAUCCCGGUGCCAGGAAUAUCUCAGCUUCCGCAGCUCCAUUCCGCUUCGGAAAAUCAUUGUCGACACUGAUGGCACUAAGGGAUGGAAAGUAUACGAUUCCAGUCCGAAAACCAUAAAAUGCCCACUAAUAUGUCUUCCACCAGUUAGCGGAACGGCGGAUGUAUUCUUUAAACAAUUAUUGGGCUUGGCAGCCAAGGGAUAUCGAAUUAUAUCAGUGGAAGCACCGGUAUACUGGAACAUCAAGGAAUGGUGUGAUGGAUUUCGAAAACUUUUAGACUACAUGGAAUUGGAUAAAGUGCACCUAUUUGGCGCUUCAUUAGGUGGCUUCCUGGCUCAAAAGUUCACCGAGGUUACCGCUCACUGUCCUAGAGUAGCGUCAUUAAUACUCUGUAACACCUUUACAGAUACAUCGGUAUUCAGUUACAACGAUUCUGCGGGAGUGUUUUGGAUGUUACCCUCAUUAGUCUUGAAAAAAAUGUUGAUGGGGAACUUCGUGACGGAUAAAGUCGACAGCGAGAUGGUCGAAGCCAUAGACUUCAUGGUGGAAAGGUUGGAGAGUCUGACGCAACCAGAGCUAGCAUCUCGAUUGACGAUAAAUUGCGUAAAUUGUUACGUGCAACCACAAAAGAUAUGUCAUUUGCCCAUCACGAUUAUAGAUGUGUUCGAUGAAUACGCCCUAUCAAACUCAGUAAGGGAAGAGAUGUAUAAAUGUUAUCCGAACGCUAAAUUAGCGCACCUAAAGAGCGGCGGGAAUUUUCCAUAUUUAAGUCGAUCAGCAGAAGUCAAUCUACAUUUACAGAUUCAUUUGAGGCAAUUCGAAGGUACGGAGUACGCCGCCUCUGAAAAAACGAAGUUAUAGCAUGAAAGCUCGUCAGAAUAAAAGUUCCUCGACUCACUUCCCAGUGAUGAACCAAAUUUCUAUUUCGUCCAUGACGAGGAACAUUGGACUACAUGAUUGUAGUAGCAAUCUCGAGACAGUUCUACGAAUGUUAUCUCCAUCGUCCACAUCAGACUUUCUGAAGUAUUCUAUAUUCUAUGUACAUACAUAUAUCGCAUUCAGUCUUACGAAGCGUUCACUCCAUUUUUAUCGAUACUUGCGAAUAUUUCGUACUGUUAUAUUUUUUAAGGAAAUGUUUAUCUAUUCUAAGACGCUUUGAGUCGAAGAUGGAUUCGAAACCCCAGAAAACCUGUAUGAUAUCCUCGAUCGACCGGGGAGCAACUUCUGUACCAAAAAAAUCGGAGAAAUGUGUUCAUUCGAGGUACGCAAUACGAAAUUAAGGUCAGGCAUACGACCGCGUAAGUAAUUCAGUUACGAACUCUGUAAACGUAUGGGAUGUGGCGUAUACCGUGUAUUCAAUUAAUGUCAAUGGUACAUU
Dufourea novaeangliae is the source of this 1707-nucleotide messenger RNA. RefSeq names its product maspardin-like. Bases 312 to 1190 code for a protein of 292 amino acids. NCBI's taxonomy places the organism in Eukaryota, Metazoa, Arthropoda, Insecta, Hymenoptera, Halictidae. The transcript has 8 exons. The record is from RefSeq and is a predicted model, not a curated record.